AUGGCUGACGAUCAUGAUGUUGAUAACACUGUAAUCCCUUCAUCUUCUGCAGAGGAAGACAGUCGCUCCCGUAACCAGUCGCCAAUGAUACGCAACUCCCGGAAGAGGAAGCAACCCGUUGAUCAAAUAUCUGAAUCCGAAAAACGAGAAGUUCAAGAGGAGUGCCAAGAAGAAACCGGUGUCGUUAAAAAGCUUUGGAGCGAAAAGGAUGAGAUUACACUACUUGAAACUUUGAAGCAAAUGAGUAACAAGUCUGAUAUGAACAUGUUAUAUGAGAUUGUAAAGCCGUAUUUGGAAGAAGAGUUUUCCGAAGACCAGGUGAGCGAAAAGGUCAGUUGGUUCAAGACUAAUUUCAUGAACAAUAAUUCAGAAGAUGCAUUGCAAGGAACUAGCAGCAGCCAUGAUGCCAAGAUUCGAGAGCUCUACAAAGAGAUUUGGGGUGAGAGUGAAACAGCAGUGGUUGGUCCUCGGGAUAUGACCAUAAAAGAGUUUCAGCCACACUAUCCACGAUUCAGUGCAAGUAUAGAAGAUCUGCCCCCGUAUAACAAAAUAUCAGACGAAGGGAAAGCUGUGAUAAUAGCUUGCAUGCUCCAUAUGCAGUCUCGAAUGGAGUAUGAAGAAAUCGAAGAUAAAUUGAUGAAAUACUGUGCAUGGCAGGUCGAGCGUGCCGAAAUACGUCUGCUGCUGAGUAAGAAACUUUCCGAGUUACUUCAAAAGGGCACAAGGGCUUAUCAUCGGAGACAUCAAGAUUAG
This is a messenger RNA of Lactuca saligna, 753 nucleotides long. The record is from the annotation of a GenBank genome assembly. Lineage: Eukaryota; Viridiplantae; Streptophyta; Magnoliopsida; Asterales; Asteraceae.